CCAGUGGCAGGGGGAGUACCAGAAUGGAGGGCACCUGCUGGUACUGCAAGAAGGUCGGGCAUCCUUGGUUCAAGUGCUUCAGCAGGCCGGAGGGAUGGGCACCUCCAGGCAUGAAGCCGCCAAGUGGUGAACGCGCACAAGGUGGCGCUGUGCAAGAUGAAGGUGCACAAGGUAACGCCUAUCCUGGGAUGUAUCUCAUGGUUGAGGAUGUGCAUGGGCAUGAGGGUGAUGUGGGAUCUGUCGGAAAGGUUGUGAUGCACCCUCUCACGCACUGGGUGAUUGAUUCGGGUUGCACCAGUCACAUGACCCCACGGGCAGAUUUGCUUGAUGAGGUAAAACCCCCUGGGAAGAUCAAGUAUGUGGCAGCAGCGUCAGGUGCUUUGCUCCCCGUUAUUGGUGUUGGGAAUGCCAAGGUUAAGGGAGCUAAUGGGGAGCUUGUGGGGCUUGGGAAUGUUCUGCUGGUUAAAGGCUUGUCUGCUAACCUUCUCUCUGUGCGGCGACUGCAGAAGAGCACAAGUAUGGACCUGAAGGGGAGCUGACCCGCUACAAGUCUAGGCUUGUGGCACGGGGGUUUCAGCAGACAAAGGGGAAGGACUAUGAUGAGGUAUUUGCUCCUGUGGGGAAAGGAACAACACUGAGGGUGCUGUUGGCGAUAGCUGCACUCCUGGGAUGGAAGAUACGGCAGAUGGACAUUGU
Closterium sp. NIES-67 is the source of this 696-nucleotide messenger RNA. The record is from the annotation of a GenBank genome assembly. Lineage: Eukaryota; Viridiplantae; Streptophyta; Zygnematophyceae; Desmidiales; Closteriaceae.